This is a messenger RNA of Penicillium bovifimosum, 1131 nucleotides long. RefSeq lists its product as uncharacterized. The record is from RefSeq and is a predicted model, not a curated record. The coding region runs from base 1 to 1131 and encodes 376 amino acids. The transcript has a single exon. Lineage: Eukaryota; Fungi; Ascomycota; Eurotiomycetes; Eurotiales; Aspergillaceae.
AUGGCCUCCCAAAUGAGCAACGCUACCUCACAUCGGGGCUCGUGGGGCUCCGUAUCAUCUGCUUUCUCUAAUCUCGAGAUGUCUUUCUCCCACGACAGUUGCUAUGGCUCGGACGAAGUCUCGGUCACCUCGAAUGGCUGCACCCCAGCGCAGCCCAAUGUUUCCACCGCCACUACCAAGCCGUCUUUGCGCCCGUUCUUGAAAUCUAUCCUCAAAAAUCCAACCAUCGCCAUGGAAUCCGACGAAGAGUCCGAAUCGGAAUCGGGUUAUAGCUCGGAUGACAUCGGUUCCGAGUACGAUGCUCUUUCCGAUGAAUAUGAUGAAGAGGACGACGGUGACAUAUCUGACUUCUCCGUUUGGGAUUCGACAAACGGAGACGUCCCUGAGUCGCACGAGGACCACACUGAGUCGUUUGACGAUGCCUUCAUCUCCUUCGAAGAGAACUCCGUGCGGUUUGAUCCUAAGGUGCAGUACAUCGACAAUGCUGAAGUCUCGGAUGAUGAACUUUCUGAAUCCCAAAUGACUUGUCAUGAAAUGAUGAUGCUCGCUCGGGAGUCCAGCGGUACCCAGACUCUUCUGGACCAUCUCGACAAAAUGGACCUCGAUAAGGCGAGUCAACUCGAGGAUUGCCCCCGAGGGAUUCAAAAGCCCACCGAUCAUUCAGAGGAGUUUUCACGCGACGCUGUGGAUCUGGAUCGCAGUCUCUUUGUCGCUUACAUGAAUGGGAUGCGUGGAAUCGCUACGCCAAAGUACCAAACAUACCUUCGAGGUCAAGUCGAUCACAUUCGCUUGGGCAAAGACAUCGAAUUCAUGGACACCGAAGGCGCACCUACAUUGUACCUCGACUUGGUCUCCAGCCAUGUCAUCGGAACCUUCUGCAAUCUCCUUGCUGAAGACGAGCUAAAGGAGUUGAUCCCACUUUGCGUCGAAGAGUACGCCCGUGUCCACAACGAUACACGUUCGUCGCCCCAGGACUUGGCACACCAUCAAGCUCUGUUGAAGACAAUCGAAACAUUCCUGCUCGACAGACUGGCCGAUGGUCGCGUCAACAUCGAACCUGAUGAGCUCAGCUUUUUCGCCGGCGGCAUUGUACACGAACUCGGUACAAAGGCCUUGCCCGCAUUGGUCUAA